CAACAGCAAAGAAGAAGUUCUCAAAGAACGUCACUGAACCAUGAACUUACAACGAAAAGAUCUGCAAACAACCGUCUUCGAAAUGGAGCGAUACCUGAGGGACGAACCUAGAAAAUACCCGUGUAAACAGCUAGAGAACGAGGAACUACAAGGUCCUUUAAACUUGCUUACAAUAACAAACGACAGAGAGUCGUCUUCGUGUGACUCCAUAUCCGAACAUCUAAUCUCAGACCCUGGUGAUCAUCUAAUUACUUUUAGUUCCACUGCAGAAAGUAGAAAUUGUAACACUGAUGGUGGGAAUAGUAGUGGAGGGGAAGAUAGGCUUAGUGUAUCCGAUGUGGAUAUCAGUGACCACACCUUCGAUAAUACAAUGUGUAGCUCCAUCAUGUGGAAAACUGCGGAACGUGAUAUUACUUCUUCUGAACUUACAAAUAAAUUUCACACUUUGAAAAAGAAGUCUUUAUUAUCUGUGUCAGGUGGAGAAGGCAUUUCAGUGAAACUUCUGACUAAAAUAGGAAAUUCAUCAGAGGUCGCAAUCAAGCGCCGUAUAUCUCAAAAUUUGGGUGUUAGUGCUACAUUAGAAGUCUCUGUGCCCACAAAGACCUCGAUUCUUCAAGACAAAACAGUGCCAACAUCAACGUUAGGGCCUCGAAUAUUAACAAGUAAUCCCUCACCUGAGUCUCACUGUCAUAUUGACCUGGUUCCAGAUAAUAAGAGAAGAAUUCACAAGUGCCAAUAUAGCGGAUGUAAGAAAGUCUACACCAAGUCUUCACAUCUGAAAGCUCAUCAGCGAACUCACACUGGAGAAAAACCUUACAAGUGCAACUGGGAAGGCUGUGAAUGGCGGUUUGCUCGAUCAGACGAGCUUACCCGUCACUAUCGUAAGCACACAGGCUCCAAACCUUUCAAAUGUAUCCACUGCGAACGGUGCUUUUCUCGCUCAGACCACUUAGCGCUUCAUUUGAAGAAACACCCAAUAGCCGAGUCUUUCUAAAAUAGACUUAGAUGACGUACUACAGCGUCACUCUCUUGAUCAUGUGAAUUAGAAGAAGAGCUGGACACUAUUCCUGUUACUAGAACGAAGUGAAAACAUUCAGACGUGACCAAAAAUAGCUGUCUUCGGAAAACAACAUCGUUAGGAAAUCUGUUUCACAUCUUUCAUAAUAACUUUUAUUUAUUGUUAUUCUAUAUUUUGGCAAAGAAAUAAUAUAGUUAGAAAUAUGAUGUUAAAUAAGGAACCGAAAUGUUAAAAGUAGAAGUUUAAAAAGAAAUAACGCAAAAAUACAACCAUCAUAAUGUGCUCUGCAAAUUAUAGUGUCAAAUCCUAUCUUAUUUCGUCGACAAAAUAAGCGAAACCAAUAGCUAACUAUUAUUAAAAAAAAAUUAAAUAUUUGUGAAACCAAUAGAACUUCAGAUAUUACAUUACAUUUUUAGUUCUGAGUUAAAUAGCUUUUUAACAUGUUAAUGUGAUAAGCAUUCUCUUAACGUCUGAAAUUUUCCACGUAAUUAAACUUGUCAAAAUGGUUGUAGAUCACUCUGAGACCACUUCGUUACGAUCGUACUAUGUUUGCACCUCGUCUUCCCUUCUUAUGUUUAUCUACUUUAUUUAGUUUGUACUUAUUCCGAUCAGGAAUUGACUAAUACUAAUGUAAACAUAACAAUUGUUGUUUAUUACUGGCAAUCAAUUACACAUAGAUGUAAAAAUUGGUUUUGUUUCUUACUGGCAGCAUAUUACUUUCAUCAUUUGCCUCUUUCGGUUUAUUCGUUCUCUCUCACAUAUCCCGGUUCUUUUUCUUCGAACUCUUUCUUUCGUAUUCCUUUACCAAACCCACGCUGAACAGCUUCAUAUCUUCUUGACCUUCAUCUGUUUCCUGUUUGGAUUAUAAAAUUUCAUGAUAAUAGAGGGUCUUGUAAUCUUCAUACUGGCUGAACAAAAAACUAGGUUGCUCCCUCCAGUAAUUUUAAAUCAUUUUAAGAUGCUGUAGUCCUCUAAUCCCUCUGAGAUUAACCAAAUUUUAGCUGAGAAACUUCUCUCAACUCCCACCGAUGUUCCUUACACCUAAUUUCAUAAUAAAAAUGCUAAUAAGUAAUUUUUAAAGUGUUUUUGUCUAGAGAUAAUUAUUUCUGUAAAGGUAUAAUAAAAUUGACAUCUGUUGUUUGGUUUUAGAGACUGAAUAUCAUGUAUGAAAAUGCAGUUAAAUCAAUUUCUUUCACUGAUUGUAAAAAAUAAUAGGUUCUUAAAAAGAAGGUAAUAAACUAAAAAGUUUUUUAUUCCGUAGAAUGUAAUAAGAAACAGUUACUUUCAUAGAAUGUAAUAAUUAAAAACAGCCAUUUAUAAGAAUGUAUGUUUUUGCACAUAUUACAAUAGAAUACAUGUUUGACUUUCUGAUCAAAUGCAGUGGAGCUACUGUAUAUUAAUAGGCAAGUUGUUAUAAAAACUAUAAAGUUUUACCUAUUCAGAUAUUUCCGGUCAUUAAGUCGAACGACAUCAGACGGCUAGUGCGACAUUGACGAUAUUUAUGGGUUGGACAAGAAAAUAGAAGCACCAAAUGGGAGCGACUUAACAAUGCAUGAUUCCACUUCUGGCUGCCAGAACUGCUUAACUUCUUUAUAGUGGGUCAUCUGUAAGUUUCUGAAAGGUAUGCUGAGGAAUUAGGUUUCAUUCCUCGAGGACAUUUGA
Limulus polyphemus (Atlantic horseshoe crab) is the source of this 2680-nucleotide messenger RNA. Its product is annotated as Krueppel-like factor 6. Gene Ontology annotation, molecular function: DNA-binding transcription factor activity, RNA polymerase II-specific; RNA polymerase II cis-regulatory region sequence-specific DNA binding. Bases 41 to 994 code for a protein of 317 amino acids. NCBI's taxonomy places the organism in Eukaryota, Metazoa, Arthropoda, Merostomata, Xiphosura, Limulidae. The record is from RefSeq and is a predicted model, not a curated record. The transcript is spliced from 3 exons. Gene Ontology annotation, biological process: regulation of transcription by RNA polymerase II.